AAUAAAGACAGUUUGACAGUUAAGAUUAUAAAAUCACAAAUAUCAGUCGUUCUCAAAUAAUUUUCAUCAGAUCAAAAUCUUGAUUGCAGCAGUCGUCCAUUUAUUGAUUACGUAAUCCAUCAUCAAUAGUUCAUUUUGUUGAAUAGAAAACGCCUUGUAUUUACAUUUAUUUAAGAUGACAAUGUCACUAUAACCUUAACAUGACAAAAUUGUUUACAAGUUUUUUUUGAAUAAAAAUUGUAAUCAGAUUUUAGAAUAGGUAGGUACCUACAAAUUAUUAGAAUCUAAUUGAACUUCCUUUAGAACAUGAGAAUACGAAAAAAUAUUUACCCAAAAUCAUUGAAAGAGGUUUUAGCAACUGGAUUUUUAUGGAUCAAUAUUCUUCUUUACUACUAUCUUGAACUAUUUGUCGUCAUACCAAGUUUCUACGAAAAAUGGAGUCCUACUUAUAAUGUUCAUUGUACAAUAGUAUCAUUUAUGGUAUUUAGCGUUAUUGCUAAUCUGAUCGCUACAUCUCUUAUUGAUCCUAGCAUCAAAGGAAGGAUUCAAAGAGGAAAGCAGGUUCUAGAAUGGAAGUAUUGCGAAAAAUGUGAAGCAUCAGUUCCUCCACGAUCCUGGCACUGUAAUAUCUGUAAAAUUUGUAUUCUUAGAAGAGACCAUCACUGCUAUGUAAUGAGCUGUUGUGUAGGAUUCGAUAAUCAGAAAUAUUUCUUAACUUAUCUCUUUUAUCAAGUGCUGACUGCAAUCUACGGUUCUUAUUUUAAUAUUUGGUAUAUAUGGAAUUCUGUACAACCCGGAUGCAUGUGGAAAGCUAUUCUAAAGAUUGCUUUCCCUCUUAUCGGAGUCUUUUACAUAGAUUGGACCAGUUAUCAGUUUCACUGUUUUGUAAUACUUAUAAUAUUUUUAGUAGGAAUAAUGGCUACUUUAUUGUUGAUUUUUUAUAUACGAUUGAUUUCGAAAGGUGUUACUUUAUUUGAAAAUAAGAAGUUGAAAAACAAAGAUAAAUAUAAUAUAGCUAUUUUGGAAAAUGUAAAAACUGUUUUAGGUGAUAAAUGGUAUCUAUUUUGGCUUGAACCUUGGGUUGACAGUAAAUUACCUGGUGAUGGUAUGAACUGGAAGAGGAAGUUAUCGGUUUAUGAUUAAAAUCUCUACUUAAAGAGAUUAAACUGGUUUUUUUUUAAUUUUUAACGUAAAUUUACAAUGAAUAAACUGUAUUUUGAAUAA
This is a messenger RNA of Psylliodes chrysocephalus, 1224 nucleotides long. Lineage: Eukaryota; Metazoa; Arthropoda; Insecta; Coleoptera; Chrysomelidae. The record is from the annotation of a GenBank genome assembly.